AGAAGACAGACUCACCCAUGUGACCCAUGUAAACAUGGCAGCCUCCUGUGUGCAACGAGAGAAUGUCAUAACGAGCAUCGGUUUUGUUCUGUAGCUUAUUAACAAAGAGGUUCAUUUCGAAUAUCUGUUAUAUAUUUUUAUUAAGAUGUUUCACGCAACAGUGCGAAGGAUAAGGGCAUCGGCUCUCAAAAUAACUCAGAAAUGCAAAUCUAAAGACUGUGUCCUUAAUGGACAUCGCUGCUUGUCAACCAGCCCGUGCUUAUGCGGGAAGGUUCUUCCGAGGAAAAAGCCUCGAGUGGUUCAUGAAAUAGCCGGACUGGAGCCCAUCACGUAUGCCGACAGGAUGCACUUUGUUCCUGGACUGGCAAAGCCGAAGUUUCCCGAAUGGGACCGUGGAUGGCAGGAACCCAAUCACUAUCAGUCACCUAAACUAGAAGACAUGCCUCUGCAUAAAGACAAACCUUGUUACAUCUUCAAUCAGAGGACUAAUGUACUGGAAGGGGUUCGACAAGCACUUUGGCUCAGUAAGUCAGUCAUCAUCAAAGGGUUACCUGCUCAUAUUGUGCACCUGCCUGAAGAUCCAGCCAAUCAGAUUGAGAAUCAGGAUGAGAGAGUUCAGAAUGCCAUUAAAAACUCUAGACUGUGGGACACCACUGGACACCGGCCACCCAGAGACAGAUUCUGCCCUUCACUCUUGCACAAUCUGCUUCACCUGUGUGGAGGCCUGCAGGUGACUCAUCCUGAGCUGGGCAAAAGGAUUCUUGCUGAUAAAUACAGUUUGGCAGCUACGUGGAGAAGAGGAGAGGACGUGUUCCAGGUGAGAGGUCAGAAUGGGCUGCUGUUGAACAGUAUGACUCCUCUGCCAAUGGUGGCUGGAGAGGAGCAGAUCCAGAGCACAGUUGAUCAAGCUCUGGAGACUUUCUACCCCAUCGCGCCCACCAUUGACCUGCAGUGUACACACGUCUAUCAGGAGAAGAAUGACACAGGUUUCAGAGAGGACUACCCUUUCCCUCAUGCCCACACACUCUUCCUAAUGGAGAUGGGCAACACCCCAAAACUUUUCCCUGAACAGCUCCGUGCUAAGAUGGUAAUGUUCACCUUUGGGAACGCCCUGGCCCGAGCCCAAGCACUGUAUGGGAAGGAGCCCAGAGUUCUGGAGAAGCCAAUUGUGGUGCAGAGCGUGGCAACUAAUGGGCGCCUCUUCCAGUUUGUGGUGUUCCAGCUCAACACGACUGACCUGCAGUCUGACAGCGGAGUAAAGAACCUGGCAUGGGUGGAUGAGGAUCAGCCUCUUUAUGAGUUUGUCAAAAUUCGGCCGCUAAUCAAGAAGAAAGUUGUGCAGGUCCCUGCUGGUUUGUCAGGAUAUCAGCCUAACACCUUCAAGAAGUUCCUGGGACUCUACCUCCAUGGAGCAGUGUGAACAGCUCUGAGACCAAAACACCUUUGCCAGAAUAUAACAACAUGUAUUUUAAUUUGUCAUCCAACUCCCAUAAAUGAAAAAUAAAUAAGUGUGAAUAUAAGCCCUUACUAGAAA
This is a messenger RNA of Myxocyprinus asiaticus (Chinese sucker), 1534 nucleotides long. Its product is annotated as 39S ribosomal protein L37, mitochondrial-like. Gene Ontology annotation, molecular function: structural constituent of ribosome. The coding region runs from base 146 to 1420 and encodes 424 amino acids. Lineage: Eukaryota; Metazoa; Chordata; Actinopteri; Cypriniformes; Catostomidae. The transcript has 7 exons. Gene Ontology annotation, cellular component: mitochondrion; ribosome. Gene Ontology annotation, biological process: translation. The record is from RefSeq and is a predicted model, not a curated record.